AUGAUUGUGGAAGAAUCGUUACAAUCCAAAGAGCAUCGUGAGCUGCUUGACACGAUCGACAAGCUCCGAUCUCAAGGCAUCAGUCGAUAUGUCGAUCUUCCUCAGAUUAUCGUUUGCGGUGACCAAUCCUCAGGCAAAAGUUCAGUUCUUGAAGCAAUAUCUGGCAUGUCGUUUCCAACAAAGGAUAACCUCUGCACACGAUUUGCAACAGAACUAAUUCUCCGUCGGAGCCCUGCAUCAGCACUUCACAUUUCUAUAGUCCCAGGACCUGACCGCUCUGAUGACGAGAAGGAGGCUUUACGCUCAUUUAGCUGCUCUGCCUCGGUGGAUGACCAGGGACUAGGUGAAAUCGUCGAGAAGGCAAAGGAAGCAAUGGGCUUGUCCUCCUCCUGCUCUAGCAGUAGAGUAUUCAGCUCAGAUGUCUUGCGCGUUGAGCUUUCCGGCUCCCAACAACCUCACCUAACAAUGGUCGACUUACCGGGUCUUUUUGCGGCCGGUAAUAGCGCCCAGUCUGAUGAGGACGCAGAGCUUGUCAAAAAGCUUGUACUCUCCUAUAUGCGAAGCCCUCGGAGUAUCAUCCUAGCAGUCGUUUCUGCCAAAAGUGACUUUGCGCUACAGAGCGUCACUAAGCACACGAGAGAUCUAGAUCCUCUAGGAAUGCGCACUUUGGGUCUGAUUACGAAACCCGAUACCCUUGAUGUCGGUUCAGAGAACGAAAGGUCGUAUAUAGAUCUCGCUCAAAACAACGAUGUCAAAUUCCGACUUGGCUGGCACGUUUUACGCAACAGAGAUUUCUUGAAAAGAGACACCUCAACAGCUGAACGAAACCAGGCGGAAGCGGAAUUUUUUGCACAGGGAAUUUGGACAUGCUUGGAUCCAGCUGAUACCGGGGUUAAUUCGCUGAGAUACAAAUUGAGCCAGAUCUUGAAAGACCAGAUCCUCACCCAGCUUCCAAACGUGCUUUGGGAUAUUGAAUUGGGCAUAAAGGACUGUCAGGCCAAACUGGAAAAAUUGGGCGCCUCCCGCGUUAAUAUUGAAGAACAGCGUCAUUACCUUUUACAAAUUAGCCAUUCCUUUCAUACGCACAUUAAAGCAGCAGUGGCUGGAGUGUACAAUGACCAGUUCUUCGGUUCAGCGAAAACGGACGAAGGCUACAGAAAACGUUUAAGAGCAGUUGUGCAAAAUACGCUCCUCGACUUUGCGCGCACCAUGCAAUCGAGGGGACAUUUUUUGGAGAUUGUCGAUGAAGCCCCAGCAGUGCAUGACCUACUCGACGGGGUACCCAAGAAAAUAUCUCGAGACGACCCUCAUAUCGUCGGCGACCUAUUUAAAGAGCAAUGCCAGCCGUGGAAGGGCCUGGUUGAUAGCUUCACCCAGAAAAUCUAUAUGGCUGCCCAUUUUACGAUUCGUUCAGCGUUAAAUAAUGCAGCCGACGAGGCCACAGCAACAGUACUAUUGCAGGAAGUCAUCCUCCCUGGCCUCCAGGGAAUUAAGAGAUCACUAGACUCAAAGGUUGCGGAAAUUUUGGAACACCAUGAGGUCGGCCACCCCAUUACUUAUAAUCACUAUCUGACCGACAAUGUCCAGAAAGCUCAAUCAAAGCGCCGGAAAGAAGAACUUGAAGAACUCCUUAAAGAGGUUCUAGGUCCCUAUUCUUUAGAUAGCGGCGUAUAUAGUCACCAAUUUCAUGCUGAAGUCUUGCUAUCGAGACUUGUCGAGCGUACUGAAGCAAACAUGGAUCGUUACGCCUCAAACGCUGCCAUUGAUAUGAUGGAAGCAUACUACAAGGUUGCCCUCAAAAGGAUGAUUGACGACGUCAGUGUGCUUGCGAUUGAAGCCUGUUUGAUGAACCAGUUACCAGGGCUGUUUUCUCCUAAAACCGCAUGCAGCUUACCCGAUGAUGCGGUCCGAAGGAUAGCUGCUGAAAGUCCAAGGUCCAUAGAGGAGAGAAUGCGUCUAAAGGAGGCACUUGCAGUUCUGGAAACAGGUUAUCAGCACCUGAGCCGCCUAAACACCUAUCCAAGUAAACCAGAUGCUAUUACCGAAAUUAGCUCAGUCAUAGUCCAUGAUAACACACUAAUGGAGCCAGAUCUUGGGAUCCCAUCACCCCCUGGCGAAGAUGAUAUUGACCUCGACAGAGUUAUUAUCUUCGAGGAGGACGAGCGGCCUCAUAGUCCAGAAAACCCACUUCCUGAGUUAGGGGCAGACUCAACUUCUAAAUACGACUUUGGCAUCCAGGAAAGCAAAACCAAAAAGAAAAAGAAAGGUAAGAAGACGAUUGUGCGCACGGAGGGUUACGAGUCAUAG
Messenger RNA from Arthroderma uncinatum, 2307 nucleotides. RefSeq lists its product as uncharacterized. The record is from RefSeq and is a predicted model, not a curated record. The transcript has 4 exons. The coding region runs from base 1 to 2307 and encodes 768 amino acids. NCBI's taxonomy places the organism in Eukaryota, Fungi, Ascomycota, Eurotiomycetes, Onygenales, Arthrodermataceae. Gene Ontology annotation, cellular component: membrane; cytoplasm; microtubule. Gene Ontology annotation, molecular function: microtubule binding; GTPase activity; GTP binding.